Marmota flaviventris (yellow-bellied marmot) is the source of this 3375-nucleotide messenger RNA. NCBI's taxonomy places the organism in Eukaryota, Metazoa, Chordata, Mammalia, Rodentia, Sciuridae. The record is from RefSeq and is a predicted model, not a curated record.
CUAACCCGGAGGUUCAAAUUGCGCUCUUUCGACGCGAGAAUUAAAGUGAAAAAUAUACAUUAAAAACACAUGCAAGUGUAUUUUUCUGGCUGUAGCACCAGUUGCCUUGCCUCGGUGGGAAUCGUUUUACAGGAACAGCGGCUAGUUUAGGUUCCAGAACGCGUUCCUGAGCUUCAACGGGCCAAGUGUGUUACCGGGAUCAGAAGGCGGAGGCCAGAGGACCAAAUUGGCGGGAGAAUGUUUGUGAUCCACGACCAGAGGCGCGGUAUAACUUCUUGAGGUUCCUGGUCUCGGGAGUAAUGUGAAGAUUCUUGUUCUUCUGGAAGCUGCUAAAACCAAAACAUAAACCAGUGUCAAAGUGGUAACAGAAGAAUUCUUGAGAUAAAGCAUUUUUGCCCUGUACUUGGACAGCUGAUAGGCCUGCCAUGGCUCCUGUGAAGAUCAGUCAUGUGGUGUCAUUUUCCUCUCAGGAUCCCAAGUAUCCUGUGGAGAACUUGCUGAACCCAGAUAGUCAGGGGAGGCCUUGGCUCAGCUGCCCUCAGGACAAGAGUGGGCAACUGAAAGUGGAACUACAGCUGGAGAGGGCAGUGCCCAUUAGCUAUAUUGAUGUAGGUAACUGUGGCUGUGCUUUCCUGCAAAUUGAUGUGGGCCGUUCUUCCUGGUCCCUAGACAGACCUUUCAUCACCCUGCUCCCUGCAACCACACUAAUGUCCCUCACCGAUUCAAAGCAGGGGAAGAACCGCUCAGGGGUCCGCAUGUUUAAAAAUGAUGAUUUCCUGGCUCCAGCCUCAGGAGAAUCAUGGGAUCGACUUCGCCUGACUUGUUCCCAACCGUUCACACGUCAUCAGUCCUUUGGCCUGGCCUUUCUGCGGGUGCGUUCCUCUCUGGACUCCUCAGAUGACCCUGUGAUGGAUCUCUCAGUCCCUGUGAGCUCUGAGCUAAGCCAGGGCUCUUCUGACACUCAGGAGUCACAUCCUCAACCCUGGCUGGCUAAUCCUUCUAUCCGGAGGACAUUCUUCCCAGAACCCCAGACAAGCUCUAAGAAGAUUUCAGAGCUCAAGGAUAUCCUAAAGCAGCUACAACCAGGGACUCUGGGGCGUUCAGCCCAUAUGGUGCUUUCUGCAGCCCGCAGGGCACCUUCAGCCAGUGUGGCAAGCCCAAAGAGCAAUCAUGCAGAACCAGGUCCCAGUCUUCCAAAGAAAGCAGUGCCCAGAGCAGAGGAGGAGGACUCAGAGAAUGAUGUUGGCAGGACAAAGAGACGAAAAAUGCAGGACCAAAGGCCUUUGACCAACUCAAACUCCCAGCUGAACAGGAAGGGGACAGUAAAGGCAAGGCAAAGAGAAUACCAAUCCCAGGCCCAAAACAGUGGUGUCCAGGAUAGUGAACAAUGCCCCAUUUGUGCAGGUUCCUUCAGCAUUGAGAUUCUUCCCCUGCAUGCUGCCACUUGUGGAGAGACCUCCCCGCCUCACCCAGCUUCUCCCUCCUCACCAUCUUCAUCCCAGUCUGUACUGUGGGUGUCCUCCCCAGAGAGUUCACCUCCCAUUUCCUGGGUCCAGUGUCCCAUCUGCCAGUUACAGUUCUCAGCAAGAGAAAUAGAAGAACAUGCCAGUGUGUGUGGGGAGGUUUUUCCAGCGUGAGCCAUGAAAUCCUGUGGUUUGGGCCCCCACUAUGACUAAGACAGAAAAGUAGGUCUCUCACCUCUCACCUCUCUCUCUUUUUGUUGUUGUUUUGUUGUUGUUAUUGUUGUUGCUGGAAUUCAAAGGCCUCAUGUGUCCUAGAAAAGGGCUGUACCGCUGAGCUAUACCCCUAGCCCUGAAAGUGGAUCUCUUGGCAGCUGAGAAGGACUGAUGAAGGCAGUCCUCCCUUCCUCUCUUCAUUUAUUCCCUCAGGACACGCCUAGGGUACCACUGGGCCCAGCUCCCCAUUCCUAGUUGUCAAGGAUCUGUCACCAUGGCACCCAAUUCUCCUAAGAGCAGCUCUGUCCUUUUCCCCCUUGGAACUUUUGGGAUGGAACUGGUAAUCUUUAGGGCCUUGGGAUAAUGUCCAGAAUGUCCUUCCCUCCAGGAAUGGUAUAUAUCCUCAUGUCCAUUUUCCUAAAAGGAAAACUGAGGACUAGUCAAAAGAAAAAUACUGCCUGACAGAUAAGAUCCUAUUGUGUUCUGGAAAGAUAAGUUUUGAGCAUGAGACUGGCUUUUAUAUCCUUAGUUCCUGCCCUAGCUGUAAUCACGUACUGCCAUGUGACUUUAGUACAGUUAUUUAUCUUGGGCCCAGAAUUUACUGUUGUAAACAGAGAAAAUCCCUUUACCUGCUGCUCACAAAGUAGUUAUAGAGCCCACAUAGUUUAAUGACUGGGGAAUAAUGCCAGGGACCUUGCACAAAUCCCAUUGCCCUUAUACACAAUGAGGUAGUUGGACCAGAGGGUCUCCAAGUUCCCUCAAACUAUGAUAGUCCAAGUUCUAUUUCUACCUUUUUUGAGCAACUAUGCACUCUCUCCCUUUUCCCAGAGGAUUUCAUUGUAUGACACUAACACCAGUUUCACUGGUCCCCAGGGCAGGAAGCAGAGGGGGAGCAGCUGGUCCUGGCAAAGGGAGGGCCCGGGGCGGGGUUUUGAAUGAGUGGGAAAGAAGAUACUAGAUGCAUUCAGGGGAGCAGACAGAGGAGGAGUUCAUGCCUUUGGUCCUUUCCUGCAUAGGUGGGUGCAGCCAUGGACCCUCUCACGGUAAGAACCCUCUGCUCCCCUUCCUCCAUCCUACUCCCAUUCCUCAUUAUGGACAAAGCAAUAGAUUGGUGAGUCGGCAGGGGAAGCUUAGCUGCCAGGCAGGUUGUGAGCUUUACUAUGUGAGUGGAAGAGCCCCCAGAGCCUUGAACUGAACCCAAAGGAAGAGCAAUGAGCAUGGGCCUCAAAGAAGAGGGAUAAGGCAGUAAGUACCAAGGAGACAGAAAUGCCCUCCAAAGUAGCAGAGGGCAAAGCGAGAGGGGUUUGUUGGAGAAAAAAACAUGUUGGGAUAUUGGUAGGAGUUCUAUUCAGAGCUGGGGAUGGGUGUUCAUAGUUAAAAAGACCUUCCUGUGUGGACAUGCUUGGACCUGCCCUUUCGAGAAGCUGUGGGACUUCCAGAGGGAUGAGCAGCUGGAAGAUGAAGUCAACAAGAUGGGAGCUGGGUCCUGGCCAGGUCCUUUGUGCCUACAUGUAGGGUUAGGCUCCCUGUGCAGCCCUGCUUUAACCUACCCUUUCUCAGGGCAUCCAUUUGGACCCAAUGUAUUUAGGUCCCUGUGAAGGUGGAAGUUAAACUAAGGACAAGGACCGGCUCAGAUCCAUUCUGGCACUAUCUCUUUCACUAACAUGAGAAUCUACCCAAUAAAAUGGUGAAUAAGAGA